CGCAGGCACAUUUCUCAUCAGCCAAUGAGAAGCCAGGCGAGGCGGGUGUAAGAGUGAAGGCGUACCUCAGAGAAGAUGGAUUUCCAACAGCAUGGAUACCGGGCAACAAAGCCCAGAGCCAGAGCAUCUCCGCCCAUUGGGGGUCCGCUUCUUUUUGAUGACACCAGUUCUGGGCCCCCACCCAUGAACAACCAGAACUACUAUAGUUCAGGAUAUAAUAUGGCUGAUGCAUCGGCAGGAGGUCAAGAUCCUGGAGCGGGCAGCCUCUUUGCUGAUCCAGUGGCCAGUGCUGCCAUGAUGUAUGGCUCAUCACUUGCCAAUCAAGGCAAGGAUAUUGUGAACAAAGAGAUCAACCGAUUCAUGUCGGUGAACAAGCUGAAAUAUUUCUUUGCUGUUGAUACCAAAUAUGUAUUGAAGAAACUGUUGCUUCUCAUGUUCCCAUACACGCAUCAGGACUGGGAAGUACGUUACCACAGAGACACUCCUCUCAUACCACGCCAUGAUGUCAAUGCUCCAGAUCUCUACAUACCCACAAUGGCUUUUAUCACCUACAUUUUACUGGCUGGAAUGGCUUUAGGAAUCCAGAAACGGUUCAGUCCAGAGGUUCUGGGUUUGUGUGCAAGCACGGCUCUGGUUUGGAUCAUCAUUGAAGUUCUUGUCAUGUUGCUCAGUCUUUACUUGCUCACAGUUCACACAGACCUCUCAAUGUUUGACCUUGUUGCUUACAGUGGAUACAAAUAUGUGGGGAUGAUUUUCACAGUGUUGUGUGGACUGCUCUUUGGCAGUGAUGGUUACUUCGUUGCUCUUGCUUGGUCUUCUUGUGCCCUCAUGUUUUUUAUUGUUCGUUCUCUAAAAAUGAAAAUCCUGUCUUCAUUCUCAGCAGACUCCAUGGGUGCAGGAGCGAGUGCCAAGCCCCAAUUUCGCUUGUACAUAACCCUGGCAUCAGCUGCCUUUCAGCCACUCAUCAUUUACUGGCUCACUGCUCAUUUGGUCAGAUGACCUACAGUAUUUAAACUAUGAAGGAACUUUCAAAUGACAAUGCUGGACUGGGAUGGUUUUAUUUUUUAGCAUUGUUACAGAAAAGUGGCUUACCUUGAUUGUGUUUUUAUCCACAAAGGAUUUAUGGGGUCUGAUCUUCAACACUGGCUCCGUCAGCAAUGUCAUCUGCAGAUCAGUUGUUGAAAAUAUAAUUUAAUAUUUUUACAGGAUUGUGUUUUUCUGUUGUUGAAAAUGGGAAAAUAACAGUUGGACUGCUCUUGUGUCUUCGCCAUGCUGCUUUAGUGUCACAAAAUCCAGACUUCAUUUUAAGAGGCAUGCUGAUUUAUCUGCCCUGUGUUGUGAUUCUUGUGUGAUGUGCAAUUGGUGAACACAUGAUCAACUCAAGUGUCCUUCUUUCUUCUGUGCAUGAACAGCUGUUUUCUUCUUUAUAGCAAAAUAAAUCCCAUAAAUUCGACUUUU
Sinocyclocheilus rhinocerous is the source of this 1458-nucleotide messenger RNA. RefSeq names its product protein YIF1A. Gene Ontology annotation, cellular component: endoplasmic reticulum-Golgi intermediate compartment; COPII-coated ER to Golgi transport vesicle; Golgi membrane. The transcript is spliced from 9 exons. The coding region runs from base 76 to 999 and encodes 307 amino acids. Lineage: Eukaryota; Metazoa; Chordata; Actinopteri; Cypriniformes; Cyprinidae. The record is from RefSeq and is a predicted model, not a curated record. Gene Ontology annotation, biological process: endoplasmic reticulum to Golgi vesicle-mediated transport.